AUGGAAGAAGACCAAUUUAGGAGGGAAAAAAGGGAUAGGGGGGAGAAUUUUUUCGGGGAUGAUGAUGAUAAUGAGGGAUGGAAUUUAGUCAAAAGCAAAGAGAAAAGAUUAAAACCACAGCUGAAGGAGGAUAUUGAGAUGUAUUUAUCUAGCAAUGAAAAGUUGCCCAAACAAUUUGCAUUAGCUAAAAUGUUGAAGGCUUGUGGGAUAGUUGAUAUCACCAGAAUAAAAUACAUUAACCCUUUCAAGAUUCGUGUCGAAGUCUGCAGCGAGUUAAGUGCCGAUAAAAUUGAAAAAUGUCAGGAAUUCAAAGAUAAAGGUUGGAAGGUAUAUAGGGCUAUGGAAAGGACUUCAUCUUAUGGCGUCAUUAAAGACGUUGACCUUGAUUUAUCUGACGAGGAAAUUUUAAGAAAUAUAAUGUGUGAUAAACCCGUAGAAAUAAUAUCUGUAUAUCGGCUUAAACGUCGAAACAGAGAGGGAGAAGGUUGGCAGCCAAGUGAAGCGGUACAAGUGUGCUUUAAAGGUUCAUUUAUUCCACAGUACAUAUACGUUCAUGGAUUACGUAUAAAAGUUACUCCUUAUGUAUUUCCCGUAUCGCAAUGCUCGAAAUGCUGGAAAUAUGGUCACCCUACAAAGAAAUGCCCUUCCAGUAAAAUAGUCUGUCCGAAAUGCGGUGGUAGUCAUGAGAACUGUGAAACACAGAAUUUCCAAUGUGUUAACUGUGGUGGAAACCAUAUGGCCUUGCAUAAAGCUUCAUGUCCAGCCUUUUUAAAGGAGAAGAGGUUGAGAGAAAUCAUGGUAGAAUUUAACUGUACUUAUAGGAAAGCCUUAACAGUAUAUGUACCGUCCUCAGCUUCCUUGCUUGGAAAAGAUAGCUUUCGACAACAGUCUGACAACCCUCCUACCAACAUGAUCUCACAAACGGAGAGUAGAUUCCAAGAACGUGAUACCUCCACAUUUGCAGAGAUAGUUAAAACCGACAUCUCAUUGCAUAAAGAGGAUGUAAAUGAGGUUAAAAACACUUCUGCCAAUACUUCAAUGAGAUUUCGACGUACUCGUAGGAGGGACACGGCUUCUUGUAGGUUGGAGCACCCGAUAAACUCAUCUACAAUGAAUAAAAAUAGAAUCGUUGAAAUACCUGAAGAACAAAUCAUAGAAAAAGAAAGUGUUGUACAUGAUAUGCAUAGAGGCAAUAACUGUGACAGGCCUGCAAAUAGCACAUCAUUCACAGGUUUCGACAGAGAAUCAAAACAGGAACACAAUGAGAGGAUGGAUACGCCACAUCGCGCUGUGAACAUCAUGCCGAGGGUGUACAAGCCAGAUCCUCGUGACAGAGAGAGAUAUAAAAAGUAUAGCAAGGAACUCAUCGAGCAGACUGUUCGUGAGUAUAGCGUGGGGAGCAAUUCCUUGAGCAACGUUGCCGAAAAAUUUCAAAUUAAUUAA
Parnassius apollo (apollo) is the source of this 1443-nucleotide messenger RNA. Lineage: Eukaryota; Metazoa; Arthropoda; Insecta; Lepidoptera; Papilionidae. The record is from the annotation of a GenBank genome assembly.